GACAGACUACCUGGAAGGAGUUACAGGUGGGUCACUAGACCCGUGCACCUUGAUGCUGUAACAAAUACAUGCCCUAUUAAUUAAGAUGCAUUGGCUGUGGACUCAUUUUUCAAGUGAAGAGACCGAGAUAGAGCUUAUUCAUUUGUAGUCUGUUUGUACCAAGGUCACUGGUACUCAGCUGGGAAACUACAGAGAGCUCAUUAAGCAACUGAUGGGAACAGCUGAAAUAUUUCACAGGGAUUUGGAGCAUCACAGGCUCGUGGGACUAUUGACAUGUGACACAAGCCUGGGAGAACGUCACAUUCUUCAAGACCACUCACCACAACUGUCUGCAAUAUUGGUGCAAUCCACCUUUCUCCUCUCUUACAAAACAAAAAAUUCUAAACAACCGAAUAGACUGCAAAUGUCUGAAACAUUUAUAUCCAGGUCAAUAUGCAAAAAAUCAACAAGUUAUUCAGCUGUACAGUGCUACAAUAGCUAAAUAAUAUAAUUAAGUCAUUUAGCUUCACCCAUCCUUUAAUACAGGUGCCUGUUACAUUUACACCGUCCAUGUUUCCAUUCUUCCUUCAUAUGUAAUUAUUUUAUGUGAGGACAUUAUUUCUGAAUUUACUACUAUUUAUUGCAUAAUAAUAUUAGAUGCCCACUUCUACUUGUUUAUCUUGCUCGCACUGUUUGUACACCUGUCUGUCCCCGGCAGACCUUUAUUUCUACUCCUCCUUGUAGUUCUGUACUGCUGUGGCUACUUGUCGCACCUACCAUAAAGAAAUGACCACAAUUCUGUGAAUUGGAGAGGUGGUAAACUUUGCAAGAGAUCUGUAAGUGAACUUUUGUAAGGUGGAGAAUUAUGGCUGUAGAGAGCAUGUGUUAAACAUAUGCUACACAUGUGUCAGUUCAACAUCUGGCCUGGGAACAUAUGUUAAGAAUCCACUGGGGGCUGUAACAUCACAUCUACAUCAGCAAAGGAUAAUCAUCCCACAGCUCCUGCACUACGCAGAGAACAGUCCGCUAAAUUGCUUCCCGACACAGUGAAAUGUGAGAAAAUGUAGGAACGAUAGAGAGGGGAAGUAACAUAAAGUGAAUGGUGGACAAUGGACACCCCUAAAACAAUGUGAGUGAUACAUAAGCAGAAAAGAAAUGAAGUUCCAAAAGAAAACAGGAACAAUGUCUAAAACAUGGAGAACAUUUAUCGCUUUAUUCAUACAGAUGAACAAAAGCAGCAUAAACUAAUUAUACAGGCGGUUAAUAUUGUAUAAAAAAAUAUAUAAAAAGACUUUCUUUUUAUCGACAGUUUCUGCAGUGGUCUGCUAGUGUGCUCAUUUAUUGCAUCUGGAGCUCUGGGUGGUGGGAACCAAGAUGCGAUGCUUGGAGAUACCUCUUUUGACUUUUUUCUUCUUCUCCUGUUGGGGUAGACCCCAUAGAGAAGAUCCCAUUCUUCAGUACAAACAGGAAUUGGUUCUGAGGGCAGAGCGGCUGCGGGAACUAUCUAUGAAAGAUUCCUGCAGAGUUGGUCAAGAUAAAAGAACGUUGGUCAGUCUCCAUCGCCAUUCCCAUGAAGUAUACCCUACGCGAGAGCAAUGGUAUGGAACAGGAGCCAGGGGAUUUGGAAGCCAAAAACACGAUGGAUCAGAUGAAUGUUGCUUAGAGACGCAAAAGGAGGAAAAAAACUGUGAUAAAAGCAGGAACGCAUCAGCUAAGUUGGAAAACAGAACUCUAUGGAAUAUGAUCCACAAUGACAGCUAUCAUAAACUAAUUUCUAAAAAGUCUCACAAACAGUCCCUCAGGAGAAGUACUAGAACAGUUAAAGGACAGGUUGUUCCACUGACAGUAAAGAGAAGAUACCCCCGAGAUACAGAAUUACUCAACACAAAGAGGAUAUUAUCAAAUUACUCCGUACAGUUUGCACUGCAUGAGAAGAGUUCUGUUGAUGGUUCCCUCUACUUUCCUGGAGGACACAAUCAGUUGGUAUUAAACCCAGACACUGAGCUGCAAAUACCUCGAGAAAUUUUCACUGUAGAACUGUGGGUGAAGCCAGAUGGAGGGCAAAAUGAUCCAGCAGUCAUAGCAAGCAUGUUUGAUAACUGCUCACACGUUGUGAGUGACCGUGGUUGGUCUAUUGGGAUACGUCCAGCUGUCCUUGGAGCUAAGAGAGAUGCACGUUUCUACUUCUCACUCCGGACUGACCGCUCUCAAAGUGCCACCACCUUGCUGUCUCCACAUCGCUACAAACCUGGUACCUGGACUCAUCUUGCUGCCAGCUAUGAUGGGCAACAAAUUUUACUCUAUGUGGAUGGGGUGCAGGUUUCUAGAGCAAAAGGUCAAUUGGGUCCACUCCAUAGCCCUUAUAUCUCCUUAUGUAGAUCUCUCAUGCUCGGAGGAGACAACUCAGACACUGGUAAUCACUAUCGUGGUCACCUAUACUCUCUAAGCCUUUGGCCAGAAAUUAGAACUCAGCAUUAUUUAAGAAUGAAAGCCUUAAGAGACUCUUCUCAAAGGUCCCAAAUGUCACCACUACUGCAGAGCCUCUCCUUAAUGUCCAGUAAUAUGUGGAGUCCAUAUAAAGAUGGUGGAUAUCCAGAAGUAUUUACAGGGCUCAUACCACAAAAAGACAUAAUCUCUUCUAUUUUACUACCUCCUUGUGGGAGAACUCUUUGCGAUUUGCCAGAUGUGACUGCUGAGUAUAGCCGCCCUGGGGUUAAAUGGGAAAAUGAGAUCCAUUACCGGGUCAUAAAUUUGUGUGAAGAUGAUGGAUCCAGACCAUUGGUUAGUUCCCAACAGAUUCAAAGGCAGCAUCAGGCUUUGUCCAAUGCCUACAGUCCACAUGGCAUUCAUUGGCAACUUAAUGUAGUAGAGAUUAAUAAUUCCAGCCUGCGGAAUCGAGUAGUGUUGCCUGGCUGUGAGCCAGGGAGAGUCGGUAAUGACCAAUGUGACCCUGAGUGUAAACACCCCCUUACUGGCUAUGAUGGUGGAGACUGUGGUUUCUUCAGGCCUUGUAGUUCCAGGAAGAAAGGUGAUGGGGUAUGCCACCUUGAAUGCAACACAGCACGGGAUGACUACGAUGAUGGAGACUGUUGCCCAAGCAAAGAAACCGGAUAUAGUUCAAAGACCUGCUUUGAUCCUGAUGCACAAGGAAGGGCAUACUUGAGUGUAAAGGAACUGAGGGACGCCUUGCAGCUGAACAACACCUUGUUCCUGAACAUUUUCUUUGCUGGUUCCGCAGGGGAGGAGCUAGCCGGUGCCGCCACCUGGCCAUGGGACAAGGAUGCCCUCAGUAUUCAAGGGGGAUUAGUCUUGAACCCAUCUUAUUAUGGAAUGCCGGGCCACACCAACACCAUGAUUCAUGAGGUGGGUCAUGCCCUUGGACUUUACCAUGUAUUUAAAGGUGUAAGUGAGAGGGAAUCUUGUGAUGAUCCCUGCAGUGAGACUGAACCUUCCAUGGAGACAGGGGACCUGUGCGCUGACACCGCGCCGACACCAAGAAACAAGUUGUGCCGUGAUCCAGACCCAACGAAUGACACCUGUGGGCCAAUGUUUUACACUGGAACCCCUUAUAAUAACUACAUGAGUUACACAGAUGAUGACUGUGCCAACAGCUUCACCCCAAACCAAGUUGCCCGGAUGCAUUGUUACAUUGAUCUCAAAUAUCAAGGUUGGACUAAGUCUAAGAAACCUUCCCCUGUUCCUUUGGCACCUAUAGUAAUCAAACAGAGUCCGGAUUAUCUCACCAUUCACUGGCUACCUCCUAUCAGUGGAGAACUGUAUGAAAGAGAGUCAGGAUCAGUGUGUGGGUCCUGUACAGCUGACGGAGCAUUUCUGCAGUAUGCACACCAGGCCUCCUCCCCGCGUGUGUGCGACAACUCCGGCUACUGGACUCCUGAAGAAGCACUCGGACCUCCAGAUGUCGACCAGCCCUGCCAACCGAGCGUACAAGCAUGGAGUCCCGAGCUACACCUGUUCAACACUAAUAUGUCUGUACCAUGUACUUUGCCUCAUGGGUGUAUGCUGGAGCUCCACUUCUUGAAGCCUGUUCAACCCCAGGCAAUUACUAUAUGGAUAACCUACCUUUCUCCCAAUUUAUCCAGCUCACUGUCAGACAUUGAGUUAGUAACAGAACACAAUGAGUCUUUGCACCUGGGAAGUAUGGAAGCCUUUUGUGAUACUCCACUGACCAUCAGGUUGACCACUGUCAAGAACGUUGCAAGAGUCCGUAUUUAUACAUUUGAUGCCCGCAUGGAGAUAGAUGCAGCUCUCCUGGUGUCCAUGCCUCAUGACCCUGUUUGCUCAUCUUGCAGACCGAUAAAGUACAGGGUACUCAGGGAUCCCCCUUUCCUGAGAGAUCGUCAUUUCACAAAGACCCAAACCCAACGCUUCUUCACAGACACGGAAGUGGCACUGGGCCAGAAAUAUCAAUAUCAUGUGCAGGUGGUUGCCGGAUCAGCAGUGGGAGAGUCUUCUCCUCCACUCACUCUCAUUCACGGGGACCCUUUCUGUGGAGAUGGAGAAGUUAACGCAGAGCUGGGAGAGGAAUGUGACGAUGGUGCACUAUAUAACGGGGAUGGCUGUUCUCAAAAGUGUCAACUGGAAGAAAACUACAUCUGCCGAGGAGAGCCCAGUCUCUGCUCUCUAGUCAGUGAGGAUGAUGGCGGUGAUUUUCUAGAUGACAGCAUUGUGGUGUCUGCUAUCUGUGGAGGGGAAACAUCACAGGAAUACCAUGAACAAUGGGCUAGUCAGGCUGUGGCUUCACAUGAAGACCCCCGAGAGUGUCCCGCUUCUGCACUCAUUGGGGAGCCCCUGCAAAAGGACUGCCUGCCUUUCAAUGGGGUCUCGGGUACCCAGUUGUCUUCAUGGUUCCCCUGUAACGUCUUUCUGGAACAGCGUGUCUGGUUAAAGGUCAGCUUUGCUAAGCCCAGUCUUGCAGAUUCAUUCUGUAUAUACCUGUCUUCUGAUGGCAGCCUUCCCAACAGCACUCCAAUGGCCACAGUCACUGCACAUCUGACUGAUGCAAUGGGACAGAAUCAUUCACUUGGAACUCACAAGCUUUCAUGUCAGAAGAAUCCUGUGGUUCUGAGUGGACUUCAAAGUUCCAGGAGUCCUAUGUACAGUGCAGCAUCACUCACACUGGACUUCUCCUCCCCACUCAUUGGAGUACUUGGAGUGGCCCUUAGGUCUCCAGCUAAUGCCAGCCAUCCAGGCAUGGAAGCAAAUCAAAAGUCCAUUGGGAACAAUUGCAGAUCGUGUUCCCCAUUGUAUGUGGCACAUGGGUCUACUGAAUGCUCCACAGAUCUGGAUGGAGAAGCCCAGUGCUCGGUGACAUGUGACGAGGGUCAUGUCCUCUAUGCUGUCAGCAAGACAGGACGUAAAGUCAUACAGGAUGCUGUGCUGAAAUGCUCUGCCGGGCACUGGAACAUGAACGUAACCUGUGAGCUGCUGGAUUGUGGACUCCCCCCUCCGUCCCUUGUGUUCCACGCCAGUUUCACCUGCCCUGAUGGUACAGAAACAGGGAAAAGCUGCUUCUUCACCUGCCUCCCUCCUGCAAAAUUCCAAGGAAUGAGUCAUUGGGUGACCUGUACAUGGUAUGGUCUAUGGUCUCUCCCUGAAGGCUACUGCAAGAUUGAAUGUGAUGCUCCUACACCCAUUGCCCACGGCAAACUGCUAACCCUCCGCUGCCUGCAGGGUAACCAUGAUGUGGGAUCGACGUGCAGAUACAGGUGUAAGCCGGGCUACCAUGUAGCAGAAGCUGCUGAGCGACGGCCUAGGAGAAAGUUCAUGAAAAUACACUGUCUGCAGACAGGAUUCUGGGGCAUGGGCCGCUGCAUUCCGGUCAUUUGUGACCCGUUACCACUGAUACUCCGCGGGAUGUACAACUGCACUCGAGGACUAGAGGUGGACAGCAAAUGUACACUGUACUGCGGCUCCUACACGGUAUCUACAGUGUGUAGUAAGGACGGGACCUGGACUGAGAAUCUCAGCCUCUGCAAGGGACUUACAGGGACAUGCCCUCCACCCCCUGAACUCAACAGUAUUCAGUACACGUGCAGCCAUGGCCAGGUCAUUGGUGCUAACUGCACAGCCUCAUGUAUUGAUCCCCUCAGUGACCCAGUGAUUCUACCUGAGAACAUGACCUCGGAUUCUGUAGAUCCAUGGAUGAAUCCUACCAGGGUGCAGGAUAUCAUGUGUACAGGAACCCUACGGUGGCACCCGGACCCCACUAGAUUGCACUGUAUCCAAUCUUGUGAGCCCUUUCAAGCAGAUGGCUGGUGUGACACAAUUAAUAACCGAGCGUAUUGUCAGUAUGACGGAGGGGACUGCUGUGUCUCUACUCUGUCCUCACACAAGGGUCGGGUGGUGACCUUUGGCACUGAUUGUGAGGGGGAUGAGUGUACAUGCCUUGACCCAGAAGCUGAGGAGAAUCGAUCUCAAAGGCCAGAAUGGCUGCCACUUCCGUCACUGGCGAUUGGGGAGAACUUGCACACACCAACUACUUGAGGAACCAUUGUGGGGGAAAAAAAAAUCUCACAUUCAGCCAUGACAGCGUCAUCAGUGCAGCUCGGCACCUCACAUGGCCUUUGACACUGAAACAUUUCUAUGUGUCCAGAUGACAUGGAUAGCAUUGGAAAUGGAAAUGGGAGUAUACAACAUGUGUGCACCAUCCUGGAGAACUCCGACUGAGAACUUACGCACAGAAACGUUCAUGUCAUCUUUACCUCCGCCUGUAUUAACCAAAUGUAGACUGAUAUUCCAGAGCACCUCUAUUCAUUGUACAGCGUUCCGUUAUCUGCCCUACACUAUACAGUAUCAGAUAUAUAAGUAUUCUAAGGCAGAUCAUUUGAAAUAUGUCUCUCAGUGUUUGUCCUGUCAUCUGCAUGACCACAGUAUGUUGUGUAUAAUGGAUUAGUUUUGUAUUAGAAAUUUGUCAGUAUCGCUGCAGUCCAAGGUAGUUUAUAAAAUUAUAAUAUAUGAAUAAAUACCAGGGUAUUAAAUGUA
This is a messenger RNA of Pseudophryne corroboree (corroboree frog), 6981 nucleotides long. It is a transcript of the gene PAPPA2, whose product is annotated as pappalysin 2. The record is from RefSeq and is a predicted model, not a curated record. Gene Ontology annotation, molecular function: metalloendopeptidase activity. The transcript has 23 exons. The coding region runs from base 1354 to 6483 and encodes 1709 amino acids. Gene Ontology annotation, biological process: cell surface receptor signaling pathway; proteolysis. NCBI's taxonomy places the organism in Eukaryota, Metazoa, Chordata, Amphibia, Anura, Myobatrachidae.